ACGCGUUACUCCCCGGAAAGGACAAUACGUGAAGCUGGAGUGGCGCUUGGCUAUCGACCGAACUGCCACCCGAAACCAGAAGGCGGCUGCAAAUGUGACAUUAAGAGCGGUCCUUCUGGUGGGUGUAAAUGUAAUGUCGACUUGGGUCGCGGUGAACAAGUCGUGGAGUACUCCAAUGAUGCGGAAUGUAAGAAAAGUAUCGAAGAGCAGACCGCUGAACACAAAACAGAACUGAACGAGGAGAUCAAAGAGAAAUUUGGAGAAUUCAAGGAGAACUGCUUCCCGAAGCCGUCCGGUGGUUGUAAAUGUAAUGAGAAGGACGCGGAAGGUAAUGAGGUGGUCACCGCCUAUAACAAUGUCCGUGUGAAGCGUGACGUUGGAGUCGCAACACAGCGUCAACCAGUGAACACUAACGUGUAUCAGCAAAAAGUUCGUGGCCGUGAUCCUCCAAGCCAAAACGUUCGCGACCCUGUGAGAGAACGAGCUCAAGAAAAUUAUAGAGCGGUACUUAACGAACUCAACAUGAAAUUUAAGGGUCUUAAGGAGGGCUGUUUCCCACGUCCUAAAGGAUGCCUUUGUGUGAUCGGCAAGACCGCUGAAGGUCGAGACAUUACCGAGCGUCGUAUGAAAGACAGUGAUUGUAAGUGCAAAGAAGGUGAAAGAGGUCCAGGUUGCCCUGCGGGAUAA
This is a messenger RNA of Angiostrongylus costaricensis, 687 nucleotides long. Lineage: Eukaryota; Metazoa; Nematoda; Chromadorea; Rhabditida; Metastrongylidae. The record is from the annotation of a GenBank genome assembly.